AUGCCCGCCGCCGCGCCCGCUUGUCCGACUGCCGUUGUCGCUCAUCGCCUCAUGUCCGCCGCCGCCGUCGUCAUUGGGCACCAACCACAAGCCUCAUCUCGCAACCUAGUUCUGGACAGGGUCAGCCCAUUUCCAGCUUCUCGAGCCCACCACAACGGUCUGCAUCGCUGCAUCCUCUAG
Geosmithia morbida is the source of this 180-nucleotide messenger RNA. RefSeq lists its product as uncharacterized. Lineage: Eukaryota; Fungi; Ascomycota; Sordariomycetes; Hypocreales; Bionectriaceae. The record is from RefSeq and is a predicted model, not a curated record. Bases 1 to 180 code for a protein of 59 amino acids. The transcript has a single exon.